Molecule: messenger RNA, 1824 nt
Organism: Talaromyces proteolyticus
Lineage: Eukaryota; Fungi; Ascomycota; Eurotiomycetes; Eurotiales; Trichocomaceae
Exons: 2
Coding region: 1-1788 (595 amino acids)
Source: RefSeq, a predicted model, not a curated record
AUGUCAUCCCCUGCACUAUCAACUACCUCGACACCUCUAUAUCGCGUCUUUCGUGGCCUGAAAUCAACCCAAGUCAUUGCUACGCCCGCCAAUGAGAGAGAAUGGCGGGUAACCCUCAACGAGUUCAAAGCCAUCUAUCUAGAAGGGAAAUGGAAGGAAUGCGAAUCGAAAUGUUCUAGGCUACUCGAGGCUUCCAAGGGCAAACCGGUCAUCUAUCCGUACGUACUAUUUUUGAUCGGUAGCUGCGUUGAGAUACACGCCAGAAACAUGCAUCAGUAUUCCGCAGGGAAAGGGAAGAAAAUGGAAGAAGCAGCUACCUGGUUUGAGAAGUGCGAGAAAGCGUUGCCACAUAGCAUAAAGCUACCAGAUGAACAUAACGUUCCCAACAAUGCCCUCCGCACCCCACCAAUGUCUCCCAAAAGUGGAAGGCUGAGUGUGACCGACAUCAACAAAUCUCCUCCGACCGCUUUUGGAGCAAAGAGUCGCUUUGAUCCUACACCAAACCGGCAUGAGGAACGAGAAAACGAAAGACAAUUGGGAGUUGACCACCACAAAAAGGAGAGUCCAGGAGGCCUGGUUUCCUCGAUCACGAAAAUGAUUGAUCGAACUCUUGAGUUGCCUUUCGAUGAGACCGAUCCAUUUCUUUCUCUCACACCUGAGGCAGCCUCUCUUGGUGCGCGAAUCGGUAACUGGUUAAUCCCUCCUGUGCCUCGGUUAACGCCCUCGCCUUUACGUAUCUGCAAGGUGAAGUCAGAUAAUAUUCUGGGGGAAUCUGCUAGCAAACCUUUUCAUUUCACAACCGCUCCAUCACUGCAAAGUCAAGAUGGUCACGCAAACGGCAUCAGUCACUUCUCAAUAGAAAAUCAAACUCCAGACUUGGAAGUCAGGCCAUUAAAGAAGCGAACCAACUUCACAUCUUAUGACAGCGUGUUUUUUGAAAACUCCAUUCAUAGAUCUGAUUGCCGCUAUACUGGGUUCGUCGAUGAUGACGGUAAUUCAGAAAGUACAAUCAAAUACAAAACCUGGGAUGAACACAUAAAGUGGGAAAUCGAAACAUCUCAAGGCGACGGCAAGUUUUUGAUUGACGAAACUAAUGCUUAUUCUCCUAGCGCAAAACCGUCACCUUUACGUAUCAAGCCAAAGAGGAUGAUACUCAAGCCUGUCGAUGCUUUCAACUCCGAUCAGUUCUCUCUCGGUCGUCUACAACGCUUUUGGGAGAUUUCGUCUUUCAACGGCAUUAUUGCGAAAAAUUCAGAUGCCCAAUCCCUGUCUGCUGUAGAACCAACAUGGGCAUAUCUAUCUGCACAAUAUCGAGCUGCAUUAUCUGCAGAAGACGAGUGUGUUCAAGCUCUAAAGACCCAUGUGACUAAUUACAAUAAUCACCUGGCCUCUCUCUCCGCUUACUUACAACGAAAUGUGUCCCGCCUACGCCAACUUGCUACGACUAUUGAUUUCAACCGCACAUCGCACAUCGAAGCACGCAGAAUCCAGCCCACAAAGUCAUAUUGGAGUUUCUCUGUCAAAAGUAACUCUGGUGACUUCAAUGGUAAUGACGACUAUGACGAACAUCGCGACAAACCUGAGAUGAAAGCAAACCUUGGCUGGGCUGCACCAGGUACAAUACUCAACGAGACUAAAAAGGAAAGAGUCAAGAGAUUGAAGGCAGAAAGAUUUCGAAAUGUUGGAAUGCAGAACGAGAAAAGAGGUCAUAAAGGGAGGAGCUGGUAUUUGGACCUAUGCGGUGAGAUACUGGAUGAUAUUGAAGGUUUGAUGAGAGGUGUCUAUUGAGACUGGAUUUGGACGAUGAUAUGGUAAACCGGCGAG